AUGUUUCGUCUUGUUACUACACGUAUUAUAUCUACUGGUAGAAUAAUAAUAAAGUCUCCAGGAUGUUUAUCAUAUCCACCACAUCGUUUUCUACCAAAUUCUGUAUCUCAAUCGAAUGGAGAUGUAACCACUUCGACAAUGCCAUUAGUUGAUAGAAACAAAAAUGAAGCAUCUAGUCGAACAAAUAAAUCACCAAUUGUCCCAAAGAUUUAUACUCGCAGAGGAGAUCGAGGUACAUCCACUCUAUUGAGCUCUGGUGCGAAUCGUCUAUCAAAAGAUUCAUUAAUAUUUGAUGUCUUGGGCACUAUCGAUGAACUAUCAUCAACCAUUGGUAUUGUUAUUUCGAGUUGUCCUUUCCCUCAAAUAUUAAAACAAUUAGAAAAUAUUCAAUGUGCUCUAUUCGAAAUCGGUUCGUGUGUUGCUGCUGAGAAUUGUUCAUCUCAUUUUGAAUUCAAUGACGCAAUAUUAAUAAAACAUUUAGAAGAAGAUAUUGAUAAAAUGACUGCAGAAUUGCCAGAGCUACGUAAUUUUAUUUUACCUGGUGGUUCUAGUAAAAUAGCUUCGCAUGUUCAUUUUUCGAGAGCUGUCUGUCGUAGAUGCGAACGUUUAUUAACAAAAUGGACAAAUAAUAAAAUUCAAGAGAAUCAAUCACAACAAGAAACAAUUAUGGGAAUCUAUUUAAAUAGACUUAGUGAUUAUUUAUUUACAUUAGGACGAUAUGUAGCAUAUAAAGACGGGCAUAAAGAAAUAAUAUAUCAUAAAAGCAAAUAA
Molecule: messenger RNA, 771 nt
Organism: Rotaria socialis
Lineage: Eukaryota; Metazoa; Rotifera; Eurotatoria; Philodinida; Philodinidae
Source: the annotation of a GenBank genome assembly